UUCUUCUUUCAAAUCCAUUCACCCUGCGCAUGCAAAAACACAAUGAGCACCGUAAACUACACAAUGUUCAAGUGUUUCAACAGAAAAUUCGCCGUCUCCGAACAGUCCCCUCCGCAGGACGUCAAGGAAGCCUUCUCCACCUUCGCCGACGGUGUCCCCUCCAUGUCCGCCGACCAGCUUCACCGAUUCCUGCUCGACCACCAACUCGAACUGGAUUGCACCGCAGAGGAUUCCCAGCGCGUGGUUGACAACAUCUUGCACUCGCGGAAACCGAACGACAAUGAGGAAUGCGACACCGAUGGGCCCCAUCGCGGAAUUACACUGGACGAGUUCUUCCAUUUCAUGUUCCUCGUUGAUUUCAACGCCCCCCUCAAAUCCCAGGUACAUCAUGAUAUGAAUGCUCCGUUAUCACAUUAUUUCAUAUAUACAGGGCACAAUUCCUAUCUGACUGGGAAUCAGCUGAGUAGCGAUUGCAGUGAUGUGCCAAUCAUAAAGGCUUUGCAACAAGGUGUGCGAGUAAUUGAACUAGAUGUGUGGCCAAAUUCAACUAAAGAUGAUGUCGUCGUGGUUCAUGGAAGGACACUUACCGCUCCUGUCUCACUCAUCCAGUGUUUGAAGUCCAUAAAAGAGUAUGCUUUUGUUAAAUCUGAUUACCCAGUCAUUAUCACAUUAGAAGACCACCUUACACCAGAUCUUCAAGCUAAAGUUGCAGACAUGACAACUCAAAUAUUUGGAGACAUGCUCUAUUAUCCUCAGACAGAUCUUCUGGCGGAAUUUCCCACACCAGAAUCGUUGAAAGGUCGAAUUCUUAUAUCAACCAAACCUCCAAAAGAAUAUCUUGAAUCCAAGCAAUUCAAGGAUAGUGACAGUGAAAGGGAAUCAACAGAAGAAGGAUCAUCAUCAUCACCAUGCCUUGGCACUGAAGUGGAAGUUGAUGAGAGGUUCAAUGGAAGUGAUCUCGACGAGGAAGGUUUGAAUGCUCGUGAAAAGAAACCAGACCAACAGAGUGCACUUGAAUACAAACGUUUGAUCACAAUCCAUGCUGGGAAACCAAAGGGUAAUGUAAGAGACCACUUAAACAUUAUUGGGGAUGUAAAGCGCUUGAGCUUGAGUGAACAGGAACUUGAAAAGGCUUCUGCCUCUUAUGGAUCUGAUAUUGUUAGAUUUACUCAGAAAAAUAUUAUCAGGGUGUAUCCAAAGGGAACACGUGUCAACUCCUCAAAUUACAGGCCGCAUAUAGGGUGGAUUUACGGAGCUCAGAUGGUUGCAUUUAACAUGCAGGGGCAUGGAAGAUCACUCUGGUACAUGCAAGGGAUGUUUAGAUCAAAUGGUGGGUGUGGUUAUGUGAAAAAGCCUGCAUUUCUGUUGGAAAAAGGCCCAGAUAAUAAUAUUUUUGAUCCUAAAAGAACAUUGCCAUUGAAGACGACAUUAAAGGUAAAAGUAUAUUUGGGAAACGGGUGGAGCACAGAUUUCAGCAAAACACACUUUGAUGCAUUCUCUCCACCAGACUUUUACACAAAGGUUUGCAUUGUUGGAGUACCAGCUGAUAAUGCCAAUAAGAAGACCAGGGUAAUUCAAGAUAAUUGGUUCCCCGUCUGGGAGGAGGAGUUUGAAUUUCCUUUGACUGUUCCAGAACUAGCAUUGCUCCGGAUAGAAGUUCGAGAGUAUGAUAAGCAUGAAAAGGAUGACUUUGGUGGGCAAACAUGUUUGCCAAUAUCUGAGCUAAGAUCUGGUUUCCGAGUAGUCUCUCUAAAUGAUGAGAAGGGCGAGAAAUUAAAAUCUGUGAAGCUUUUAAUGCGGUUUCAGUUCAGUGAACCGGAGGAAUCAAGUGAAUAACAAUCUAGGCAUAUAACAUAGUCUCAUAAAUUCCUAGGUGGUUUUUCUUCUGACUGGUGACUUAACAAGAUUGAUGUAACAAAAGAUUAUCUACAUCUAACUGCUUCAAACAAUAUU
Messenger RNA from Abrus precatorius (Indian licorice), 1953 nucleotides. Its product is annotated as phosphoinositide phospholipase C 6-like. Bases 43 to 1836 code for a protein of 597 amino acids. Gene Ontology annotation, biological process: phosphatidylinositol-mediated signaling; lipid metabolic process. The transcript has 9 exons. Gene Ontology annotation, molecular function: phosphatidylinositol-4,5-bisphosphate phospholipase C activity. Lineage: Eukaryota; Viridiplantae; Streptophyta; Magnoliopsida; Fabales; Fabaceae. The record is from RefSeq and is a predicted model, not a curated record.